Messenger RNA from Nicotiana attenuata, 747 nucleotides. RefSeq names its product actin-related protein 6-like. The record is from RefSeq and is a predicted model, not a curated record. Gene Ontology annotation, cellular component: Swr1 complex. The transcript has a single exon. The coding region runs from base 61 to 414 and encodes 117 amino acids. NCBI's taxonomy places the organism in Eukaryota, Viridiplantae, Streptophyta, Magnoliopsida, Solanales, Solanaceae. Gene Ontology annotation, molecular function: nucleosome binding.
AAGAAUUGAUUUGCAAAAAAUGAAUUUGGGUUGACAAAUGAGCGGUUCCUCGUCCCAGAGAUGAUGUUUCGUCCAGCUGACUUGGGACUGAAUCAGGCUGGACUUGCAGAGUGCAUUGUUAGAGCUAUCAGUUCCUGCCAUUCUCAUCUUCAACCUCUUCUCUAUGAGAGCAUCAUUUUGACGGGAGGCACUACUCUAUUCCCUCAUUUUGCUCAAAGACUAGAAAUGGACCUUCGACCACUUGUCCCAGAUAAAUACCGUUUAAGGAUUACGACUCAAGAAGAUCCUAUACUAGGUGUUUGGCGUGGAGGAUCACUCUUGGCAUCAAGUCCUGAUUUUGAUGCAAUGUGCGUCACCAAAGCUGAAUAUGAGGAGCUGGGAUCAGCUAGAUGUCGAAAGAGAUUCUUCCACUAACUUUUGUGAUGUUACUUUUGAAGUUUACAAGUCUAUGUUCAUCUUUUGUGUUAAAUGGAGGGAGUAAUUAGGAGGAUCGCCGGCCUCUACUGUUGCAAUUGAGCUAAAUAUGUAUGUGUUCUGAAAUGUUUCUUUUUCUUGUCAGUUUCUUUUAUGUAUUUCAGGCCAAAUUUGUUGAAGCCUAAUCUUACUGAAAUGAAAUGUUAAUGGCAUCUUCAAUACCAGAAAAACAAAAAAAUGGUCCAAGAGCAACAAUCAUGACUUUGUCUCUCCCCUUAUUAUUCAGUUUUUAUACCGAACCAUAUAUGCGUUUAUCUGUAUGCAAUACCGAAA